Molecule: messenger RNA, 1635 nt
Organism: Panicum virgatum (switchgrass)
Lineage: Eukaryota; Viridiplantae; Streptophyta; Magnoliopsida; Poales; Poaceae
Product: probable E3 ubiquitin-protein ligase EDA40
Exons: 4
Coding region: 1-1635 (544 amino acids)
Source: RefSeq, a predicted model, not a curated record
AUGGGCCACGGCCAGAACAACAUCGUCACCGCCUGCUCCCACACGACGUCGUCGGUGACGCCGCCACCCCUUGGCUCCGAGGAGGAGGAGGAGCCACCUCCGGCGGAUCAGGAGGCGCCGGGGAACGGGGUGCUUGUCCUCACGACGCACUGCGAGUACCCGUCGAUCCCGAACAACGCAGCGCACAACGGCUUCGCAGUGAUGGUGCAAGUCAAGGCGCCCUCGCUGGCGAGGCGCGGUACGCCUGUGGACCUCGUCGCGGUGCUCGACGUCAGCGGGAGCAUGGCGGGGCCCGGCAAGCUGGAGGAGGCGAAGCGCGCCAUGGGGUUGGUCGUCGACAGCCUCGGCGCCCGCGACCGCCUCAGCGUCGUCGCCUUCUCCGACGGCGCGCGGCGGGUCGUCCCCCUGACGCGCAUGUCGGCGGACGGCGAGGCCGCCGCCAGGCUCGCCGUGGAGUCCCUCGUCGCGGCCGGCUCGACCAACAUCCGAGCCGGUCUGGACGAGGCGGCCAAGGUGCUCGAGGAGUGCCGGCACGACAGCGAUGUCGCCGGCGUCGUCCUCCUCUCGGACGGUUACGACAACUACAACGCGUGCCGCCGUAGCCUACUCCACACGAAUGAGAAUAAUCCGACGACAGACUACAGCAACCUUGUGCCGCCGUAUCUCGUGCUCGGCAAGGGCAGCUGGCGAGCCACUCCGGUGCACACGUUCGCGUUCGGCUCCGACCACGACGAGGAAGCCCUGCACGGCAUCUCGGCGGCGACAGGCGGCACCUUCUCCUUCGUCGAGAACCACGCGUCGUCCAUCCAGGACGCGCUGCGGCCGUGCGUCGGCGGACUCCGAUCGGUCAUGGCGCAUGGUGUUUGGAUUGACGUCAACUGCCGAUGCCAAUACCCCGAAGAAAUAGGCGUCGCGGCGGUCAAGUCCGGCCGCUACAAGAACAGUGGUAGCGCCAAUGACGAGGAGGGCCUGGACGAGUACGUCGAGGCGCAAAGGCCCCUCGACUCCGCGCCGGCGGAGGUCGAGGCGCAAAGGCCCCUCAACUCCGCGCCGGCGGAGGUGCCGUCGAUGGAGGUCGAGCUGGAGCGCCUCCGCGUGGAGGCAGCGGAGGACGUGGCCCUAGCCCACGCGGCCGCAGAGCGCGGCGCCUACGCCGAGGCCGCGCGGAUCCUCGGCGCCCGCCAGGAGUCGGUGAUGGUGAGCCGGUCGGCGGCGGACGCGACGUGCGAGGCGCUGGCGGCCGAGCUUGACGAGCUGCGGCUGCGCGUGGCGGACGAGCGGGAGUACAGGCUCACGGGGGCUCUUGCUUAUGCACUCACCGCCGCUUCCAUGGAUCAACGAGCAGCCUCCAUGGAAGUUGUUCAAGGUCUUGAAGACAUCGCAUCUUCUCCUCUCAUGGAGGAUCCACGUUCACUGCAAAUUGUUGCUGUUGGUGGCGAUCGUGGAGAAGAGGAACAACCAAUAACACAGGAGACGAUUGAUAAAUCUGGACAAAAUUUGAUAGCACCUCAAGUUGGAAUGAGUUUUGAAUCUGAGAAAAAGGUUUAUGAGAUGUACAACACCUAUGCUGGACAGGUUGGGUUCAAUGUUAGAAGGAGCAAGACAAAGCCCUCUGUAGAUGGUAGUUUAAGUUAG